Messenger RNA from Diachasma alloeum, 2189 nucleotides. Its product is annotated as arylsulfatase B. NCBI's taxonomy places the organism in Eukaryota, Metazoa, Arthropoda, Insecta, Hymenoptera, Braconidae. The transcript has 7 exons. Bases 196 to 1959 code for a protein of 587 amino acids. The record is from RefSeq and is a predicted model, not a curated record.
CCCUCAUCUUUGCAACCGUGGGUGGACAUAUAUAAGCCCAGAGGACCCACUGGAGACACUCCAGUUGUGCUCACGGUCCAGCACCAUGAUCUGACCUUACCCUUCAGUAUCAGAAGUCCCUCGUAACCGUUUCGAGAUAAUAAGCGGUGCCACGUAGAUAUAGUGAUUCGAUUCGAUUUUUAUUUAUCAAAAAUCAUGGAGUCGUAUUCUCCGAGGAUAUGUGUUGCAUUUUUGCUGGGAACGUUUUUGGCGAGUUCUUCGGGACAAUUUCCGGCUUCACCGAAUAUUAUUGUCUUCAUGGUGGACGAUAUGGGAUGGAACGACGUGGGGUUUCAUGAGUCGAAUGAAAUACCGACGCCCAAUAUUGAUGCAUUGGCGUACAAUGGGAUUAUUCUGAAUAGACACUAUGUGUUGCCGUCGUGUACACCUGCGAGAGCUGCCUUCUUCACCGGGCUCUACCCCAUUCGAAUGGGACUGCAAGGAGAUAGUCUGAAAGGUAGUGAUGCUCGAGGACUUCCCCUCAAUAUCAGAAUCCUCCCAGAGUACCUCCGAGAGUUGGGAUACUCAACUAGACUCGUUGGGAAGUGGCACCUUGGUUUUCCAACUCCUCAGUUCACCCCUCAGCACCGUGGAUUUGACUCGUUCCUGGGCUUUUACAACGACCACAUCUCUCAGUACAAAUACUACUACCGCGAUGGGAACAUGUCGGGCUUUGAUCUGCAGCGAGGCGAUGGCCCUGCCCAUGAUAUCCGCGAACGGUACGUGACCAGAGUUUUCACCGAGGAAGCUAUCAGAAUAAUUGAGCGUCACGAUCCUAAGAGUCCACUCUAUCUCCAAAUCAAUCAUCUUGGGUUCCACGCACCCCUGGAACCACCGCACGACGGCUAUUUUGGGGGCUACAGAUAUCAGAAUUUCAGUUAUCUCCAUGGAGAACGACGCAAAUACGCCAUGAUGGUAUCAGAGAUCGAUACAUCUCUGGGAAGCAUUGUGUCUGCAUUGGGUGAUCGCGCACUGCUGAAUGACAGUAUCAUCGUCUUCUUGACUGAUAAUGGUGCUCCAACCGGGGGUGCAGAGGGAAAUGCCGGAUCGAAUUGGCCAUUGCGCGGUGGCAAGUAUUCACUGUACGAGGGAGGAGUCCGAGGUGUCGCAGCCAUCUGGUCCCCGAGACUCAGAAGAAUGGCCCAAGUAUCCAACAACUUGAUGCACAUAACAGACUGGCUGCCAACUCUGUAUCGAGCUGCAGGAGGAAAUGUGAGGGACCUGGGGGAUGUCGACGGUAUUGACUAUUGGGACCACUUCAGCCGGGAUACAGAGGCCCCGCGACAGUCCCUCCUCAUAAACAUUGACGAGCGAAAGAAAACGGAAGCCGCCAUCUUUCGUCGAUACAAGCUCAUUCGAGGCCAUUCCGAUGAGGGAAACAAUGACUACUACUUCGGAAGCAGUGGAAAGAAUGUCAAUGUACCUGCUUAUGACUAUAACAUGGUGCACAGCAGCGCUGUUGUCAGUGCUAUUCACUCGCAUCUUGGGCAUCCGAUUGUGCCCCAGAGUGGUAUGUCAAAAUUGAGAGAGCAAGCACGGGUCUCUAAAUGCCUGGACAUGAGACUUUUCAGGAUCAACGGCACCAAUCCCUGUCGCAAUGAGACGGAAUGUCUUUUUGAUAUCGUUCAGGAUCCUUGUGAGGUGGAUAAUAUCGCGAGAUUACAUCCAAAGAUUGUUCGAGAGCUCGAUUCAAUCCUAGAAAGAUACGGAAAUAUGCUUACUAAACAGCCAAAUAUUCCAACAAAUUGGAACGCAGAUCCUCGCAGGCACAACAGCACGUGGGUACCCUGGCUGCACCCAAAUCUCUACGAAAGUCGUUACGGUUACAAUGGCAGUGCAGCAACAGUUAUCAGUACUCUAGCAGUUUGUGUACAUAUCGGAAUGGUACUCCUCAUCGUAGGUCUCCGAGCGUUCCUCUGACUCAAUAAAAAUAGGUUCCCGGAGUCGAAUAGAAGAAGUGCCAUUUUCUAUCGAUUUACAGAUACUCGAAUGUAACGUCAAUUACGUUGAAUAGUAAAUUAUCAAUGAUCAAUUAAGUUAAUUUACCAUUAUAGCAACUAACGAUUUUAUUUAAUUAAAUUAUUCAUUUAGUCAAUCACUGUUGCCAUUAUCAGUCCGUGAAAAAUAAAAAAUACUCAAUUUUUGAAUUU